AUGGCUUAUCUGUUUAGUGAGGAUAUCACAAGCACAAGUGUGUACCAGGGGUAUGGUGGCAUCUUCACAUCCAGCCAGGGAGGGGGCUUGGUGGGCCCCAAAAAGAAGCAGCCCAAGUGGAAGCAAAGCAAAGGCAGCAGCAGCCCUUCCCCGGGCGUUCCCACCACUCCCUCCACAGCAGCUGCCCCGGAGCCCGCUGACUACCUGGACAGCUACAUGGGGGCGCAGCUCAAGGUGCUGCUGUCCCAAGUGAGCCUGGGCCUCACCCCCCGGCUCCGCAAGGCCAACACCAAGGAGGUGGGGGUGCAGGUGAACCCGCGGGUGGACGCCUCAGUGCAGUGCUUGAUGGGGCUCUGAACACUGCAGGGCAGCCGCCCGCAGAGGCCCUCAGCCCACUUCAGCCGGGCAGGCUCAGCCAUCUGCUCGCCCGGGUUGGACCGGCACCUCUUCACCUUGCCCGAGGCGGCCAGGCCUCAGGUGGUGCCGUCCACUCCCCCGGAGAGGAAGGAGGGAGCCGACGGGGAGCAGGUGGCGCUGCAGCCAGAGGAAGAGCCUGGCGAGAGGAGCCAGAGAGCGGACACCGCCCCUGCCCAGCAGUCGCAGCCGGAAGAGGAGAAGGGAGCCUCCGCGGGGACAAGAUCCGCCUUCCAGACUUGCUCAAAGACUCGUUGCUCCUGCCCCCAGAAGAAAAGACACAUUGACCUCAAGAGAACCCACCGCCAAGAGCUGUGUGGUCGCUGUAAAGGCAAGAGAUUAUUCUGUGACAACACUUACAGCUUUAAGUACAUUGUUUGA
Chrysemys picta bellii (western painted turtle) is the source of this 795-nucleotide messenger RNA. Lineage: Eukaryota; Metazoa; Chordata; Testudines; Emydidae. The record is from RefSeq and is a predicted model, not a curated record.